Messenger RNA from Spinacia oleracea (spinach), 1163 nucleotides. RefSeq names its product cytochrome c-type biogenesis protein CcmE homolog, mitochondrial. The record is from RefSeq and is a predicted model, not a curated record. Bases 75 to 830 code for a protein of 251 amino acids. Gene Ontology annotation, molecular function: heme binding. Gene Ontology annotation, cellular component: plasma membrane. Gene Ontology annotation, biological process: protein-heme linkage; cytochrome complex assembly. The transcript has 2 exons. Lineage: Eukaryota; Viridiplantae; Streptophyta; Magnoliopsida; Caryophyllales; Amaranthaceae.
UAAAUAAAAAUAAAAAAAACCCCGCAAAACCCCUGCCUCUUUUCCUCCCUUCCGUUUUCCAUCUCCACCCAUCAAUGGCUACCAGAUCCACCGCACUCCGCCUCGUCUCCCGCCUCCUCCGCCAAACCGCCACCCAUCCACCACCACCACCUCUCUCUCAUCUACACCACCACCACCUCUCUUCCCCGUCUUCAUCACUCCGUCACCCCCAAUUCUCCUUCGCCUCCUUCUCCACCGCCACCUCUCGCCGUCAACCAAAAAAAAUCGACAUCGGAGCACGCGCACGGCAGCUCCAAAAUCGGCGUCUAUGGAGUUACGCUCUCACCUUCUCCGGCGUCGCUGGUUUCGUCAUCUUAGUCCUUAACAAUUUCCAGGAUCAGCUCGUUUUCUACGUCACCCCUACGGAAGCCUUAGAAAAGUUUAAUUCAGAUCCUUCUCGUAAUAAGUUUCGAUUAGGUGGUUUGGUACUUGAAGGUAGUGUUCAUCAGCCUCCUUCUUCCCCUGAAAUGGAGUUCGUCGUCACCGAUCUUAUGACCGAUAUUCUCAUUAGGUAUCAAGGAUCAUUGCCCGACUUGUUUAGAGAAGGUCACUCGGUGGUGGUAGAAGGAUUUAUAAAGCCUUUUACUGAUGAGAUUAAGGCAUCGGGUAUGAGUGGAAAGACCAAGGAAGUGUCGGCAAAAGCGAGGGUUGUAGAGUGUUACUUUUCUGCCACAGAGGUAUUGGCUAAGCAUGAUGAGAAAUACAUGCCUGGGGAAGUUGCUGCUGCUAUUGAGAAAAAUAAGAAAAAGCUUGAUGAGGAGGCAGAGGCAAAGAAGACUGUAGCUGCGUGAAAUUUGUUUUGUGAGUAUGAACUUAUGAAGCUAAUUGGGUUUUUCUUCUCCACCUUUUAAAUUAUACGAUUUGGGAAUUGUAUUGAGUUAAUUUAGGAAAGCCUGAAAGAUGAAUAGGCUCUAUACUUUGGUGUAGUCUGGAUAAAGAGGAAUGGAUGACAUAAACGAAUUUUGAGGAACUAGGAAAUUAGAAUUUUGAUUGAUUCGGCUAUAAUGCCUAUAUUGUAUUCUUCAAUUAACAUAUUGAAUUUCCCUUGGGAUUAGGGCAGGGAUUGUUAUAUUCAUGGAAUGAUGGUGAAUAAAUAUACUUUUUUUUGAGGGAUGGUGAAAAAA